GGGGUUCGCGAAUUCAACACCGGUCUCGCGCUCUGCCAUGAUCAAUCUCGUGCAUGACAGCUAUUGUCCUCGCGCAUGAAACGCAACACCUGCACGACUAAACUAAAGCGACAGAAGAAAGCAUGACAGAUAAGGGUAACAUCCGAAACGAGGAGGACUAUGUUGGAGAGAUCAAAGGGGGUCUACGGCCGACCAUGAGGCUGAUAGUGAUGGGUAUUGUUCACAAGCAGCCAAAAAGUAUGAUGGUGUUAGUGUCAUGCCAGCCUAAAGGAGAGGGGGAUGAGGAAAUCGAGGGUGAUGUGGGUCUGGAGUUAAAGGUGAACUUUUCAGAAAAGGCUGUGCAUCGUAACGCUCGCCUCUCAGGACAGUGGGGCACUUCAGAGACGGCCCUGUCUUUCUUUCCCUUUGCUCCAGGAGAGCCUUUUAAGAUGGAGAUUGUGUGCGAGCACCAGCAGUUCCGUAUUCUGGUGGAUGGGCAACCGUUAUGUGGUUUUUCUCACAGAUUGACUCAGCUAGCAUCUCUCACUGCUCUUAGAGUUCACGGAGACCUACAGCUCACCAAAGUGGCUUGAAAAAGAGAGGAAUUGUCUGCCAUUAUGACAGACUAAUCAAUGAAGCAACUAAACUAAGGUUUUAUAACCCAGAGCGUACUGUACACGAUUGUUGUAAAGUUCCAGAACUCCAUCAGAUCAUUUGAAAUCUUUACAACUCAUUUCAGUUGGAUCUGUGUUUGUUUUGGUAAAGGCUAAUUAGCGAUUUUCUUUUUACAUUUUCUCUAGUUAUUUUUAUUUGCAGUGGAAAAUGAGCCUGUUCAUUUUAAAAGAUGAUUGUGUGUUUGUUUGGACAUAUUUGUAGAUGUGCAACCAGCUGUAGUCUACAAAACAGUGGCGUUCUAAAUUAAAAUUAAGAAUUAAAUAACUAGCUCAGAACGAAGAUAGUUUUUAAAACACAUAAUGUACUACCUUUUUUGUUUGCUUUGUGAUUAGAUAUAUUAGUUAGCUUAUUUGGCUCUUUGAUACAGAAGCGAAAGUGCCUUCAUUUGUUCCAUUAGAUGCACUUAUACGUAGAAGACUUUAGGUGUGCUGUAGCAGUUAUUGGUGUUCAAAUUAAUUUGUAUUUACAUUUACACAUUUGGAAGAUGCUUGUAUCCAAAGCAACUUGCAUUGCAUUCAAAUUAUACAUUUGAUCAGUUCAUGCAUUCCCUGGGAAUUGAACUCUUUGAGCUGCAGGAAUGUAUCAACAACAACAUGCUUUUGUUUGACUGUCUGAAAAAUUAGUUAACAACAGAAUAACUAAGAUAAUAGUUUUUCUGUUAAUCUUUUCCUCAUGUGAAUGUACCGCAUAACAGUUUAAAGCAUUCAUAACUGACACCUGAAUGUUCACUUUAAAAUGCAGUUCGCUGCAAUUUAAUUGGUUUGAGGAAAAAGGACUCAAAGUCCAUCUGAAGCCUGUACUUGGUGCUGUCAAUCUAAACACUUAAUGCUGCAAAUGAAGCAUAUAUAAAAAACUUGAAUGAUUAGGUUCAUAGCAAGGUUUACUUGAAUAUCUGUUAACACCUAAUAAUUGCAAUAUGUACUGUAAACACAGUAAACUUUUCUUAAAGAACUUUUAAGAACAUCUGA
Molecule: messenger RNA, 1622 nt
Organism: Pimephales promelas (fathead minnow)
Lineage: Eukaryota; Metazoa; Chordata; Actinopteri; Cypriniformes; Leuciscidae
Product: galectin-related protein B
Molecular function (GO): carbohydrate binding
Source: RefSeq, a predicted model, not a curated record